CCUUUCCACUCGCUUUCAUCCAAGGUUCUGUGUCUGCUGAGCUUCUGGCUGCUGCUGAGACAAACACUUACAGAGAGACAGGAAAAACAAAAAGAAAACAGUGCUGGUCUCUCUGAUGUUCAUGUGGAGGAUCAGAAGAAGAAGGAGGAAGAGGACUCUGAGGAUGGAGGGGAGCAGGACAUCAUGCAGGUUCUGGGCAACAUGGUCAUAGCUCUGCUAGUCAAAUACUGGAUCUACAUCUGUGGUGGCAUGUUCUUCAUCGUCAGCUUUGAGGGAACCAUUGUCAUGUACAAGAUCAUCUACAUGAUGAUGUUCCUCUCCUGUGUGGCGCUCUACCAGGUCCACUAUGAGUGGUGGCGAAGGUUCCUGAAGUACUUCUGGAUGUCUGUCGUGAUAUACACCAUGCUGGUCCUCAUACUGGUCUACACCUUCCAGUUUACUCGCUGGUCUAAUUUCUGGUCAAAGAAGUUAGGAAUGGAUGAAAAAGGCUUGGAGGACCUGGGCCUGAAUAAGUUUGAAGUCUCCGUGCUGUUCACCAGGAUUUUCAUUCCCACUUCCUUCUUGCUGGUGUGUAUACUCCAUCUGCACUAUUUCCACGACCGCUUCCUCCAGCUCACCGACCUCCAGGCUGUAGUGGCCAAAGAGGAGAGCACUAUCUACAGACUGGUGCACCAGGAUGGCAGCCUAGCAGACCUCACCAUACUCAGUGCCAGCUCGGUGGAGGCAACGCUGUCCAGAGAGGAACAGGAGCCACAGGGAGAGUGGGAGACGGAGAAGGAGAAGGAGCAGGACCUGGUGGUGGUGAUGUAUGACACUGACAUGACUGGUGAGAAGCCCAGGAGCUUUUCCGACCCGCGGCAGUCCAGCACAGAGGAGAGCCACCACUGCAGUGCGAGGACAGAGCCAGAGCCAAGCACCGAGCAGAGCUCAGAUCUGAAGAAUAAAUGGCACCUGGUGGUUGACCGUCUGACUGUGCUCUUCCUCAAGUUCCUGGAGUAUUUUCAUAAACUACAGCUGUUCAUCUGGUGGUUACUGGAGAUCCACAUCAUCAAGAUUGUGUCCUGCUACAUUGUUAUGGUCUCUGUGUCUUUGUUCAACUAUGUGUUCCUGGCAUCCUGGGCCUUUGCGCUGCCCUACAGCCAGUAUCGUCCCCUUGCUUCCAGUACAGGAAACUACUCAGAGGGGCAGAGGACUGAGCUGGGCAAGUCUCUGCUGUAUAAUGAUUCAGUGGAUCCAGCCAUUUGGGUUGGCCUGAACAAGUCUCCUGACCUGCUGGGCUACCUCAGGAACAACCUGUUGAUAAUGGCUCUGUUAGCAUUUGAGGUGACCAUCUACCGUCAUCAGGAAUACUUUAGACUGAGAAACAAACUGUCGCCUCCGGCUGCCAGGAUUAUCUUCCAUGAUAUCACACGGCAGCAUCUAGACAUUGGCAUCAUCAGCUUCAUCAAAUACUUCAUCAACUACUUCUUCUACAAGUUUGGACUUGAGACUUGCCUGCUGUUGGGGGUCAAUGUUAUCGGGCAGCGCAUGGACUUCUACGCCAUGCUUCACGCCUUUGCCCUAAUUGCAGUCAUGUAUAGACGCAGGAGGAAAGCCAUCGCUGAGAUCUGGCCCAAGUACUGCUUCUUCCUGGCCUGCAUGCUGACUUUCCAGUACUUUGUCUGCAUCGGGAUCCCACCUGCAGCCUGUAAAGACUAUCCCUGGAGGUCUCCCACCUCUACUACAGACUCCAAUGUGAUCAAGUGGCUCUAUGUUCCAGAUUUCCUGACUCAACCCAACUCAUUUUUCCUCAUUUAUGACUUCAUGUUGCUGCUUUGUGCCUCUCUCCAGAGGCAGGUCUUUGAUGAUGAGAACAAGGCAGCAGUCCGCCUCAUGGCUGGUGACAACGUGGAGAUCUGCCGAGACCUUGACGCAGCCUCUUUCAGUGUCCACAACCCCGUCCCCGACUUUAUCCACUGCAGGUACAGCUGUUCAUACUAAUUAUUAUUAUGGUAAUACAUUUUACACAAAAGCAG
Etheostoma spectabile (orangethroat darter) is the source of this 2015-nucleotide messenger RNA. Its product is annotated as piezo-type mechanosensitive ion channel component 2. Gene Ontology annotation, cellular component: membrane. The transcript is spliced from 13 exons. Gene Ontology annotation, molecular function: mechanosensitive monoatomic ion channel activity. The record is from RefSeq and is a predicted model, not a curated record. NCBI's taxonomy places the organism in Eukaryota, Metazoa, Chordata, Actinopteri, Perciformes, Percidae. The coding region runs from base 184 to 1980 and encodes 598 amino acids.